Sorghum bicolor (sorghum) is the source of this 3650-nucleotide messenger RNA. Its product is annotated as E3 ubiquitin-protein ligase HERC2. Gene Ontology annotation, molecular function: metal ion binding. The record is from RefSeq and is a predicted model, not a curated record. Lineage: Eukaryota; Viridiplantae; Streptophyta; Magnoliopsida; Poales; Poaceae. The coding region runs from base 486 to 3224 and encodes 912 amino acids. The transcript has 5 exons.
GAGAGGAGAGGACUGAGAGCGAGGACCAAGAAGACCAAGCAAGCGCCCCUCGUCUCGUGCCGCUGCCGCAAAGACUCGCGACUCGCGAGACAAGCGGCCGCAGGCGCAGCCACCGCAGCAGCCGAGCUCUCGAGUCCUCGCCAAGUCGCCGCCGCCCCCUCGCCUGCCUCCCCCGCCCCUCCCAUUCCCCACCGUGCUUCAGAUUCCACAGACGAGUAGAGGCAAAAGGUAGGAGCCGAAUCGAGGCGCCACCGCUCUCCCGCCAGGCCGGCGAGCGAGAGCCAACGAGCCGCCGGGCCGAGGCGAAGCACGCCCACCUCGCCCGCCCCUGUGCUCUCCUGGGCCACCGCGGGGCGGAGAUCCGCACCGGACUUCCCACCGCUUCCGUCGGUUCCUGGUUGUGAAAUAUCUGAUCAACUCUUAUUGCUAUGUAUCGCUACCGGUCUUAAUACCCAAUAGUUACUUGGAGAUCAGAUGCGACAAAUAUGCACACCAAAGGGGCUUCUUCUGAUGCCAUCAGAGUUAGCACUUCUAGCGCCCCUAGCACAUCAAGCCAUGGCUCUGCACAAGAUGACUAUGAUUCCUCUGGCGACGUGUACGUGUGGGGUGAAGUCAUUUGUGACAACACUGUAAGAGUUGGUCCAGAUACAGUAAUCAGGUCAACAGGGAAGGCUGAUUUUCUAUUGCCUAAGCCCCUGGAGUCCAAGCUAGUUCUUGAUGUGUACCAUGUGGAUUGUGGGGUCAAGCACGCUGCUUUGGUCACAAAGAAUGGGGAAGUGUUUACGUGGGGUGAAGAAUCUGGAGGACGUCUUGGCCAUGGAUCAAGGGAGGACUCUGUUCACCCUCGUCUAGUUGAGUCGUUAGCUAUUUGUAAUGUGGACAUUGUUGCCUGUGGGGAGUUCCACACCUGUGCUGUGACAACAGCUGGUGAACUUUACACCUGGGGUGAUGGAACACAUAAUAUUGGACUUCUAGGCAAUGGUACCGAUGUAAGCCACUGGAUUCCUAAAAGAAUUUCAGGAGCACUGGAGGGUCAUCAAGUUGCUUAUGUUUCUUGUGGGACCUGGCAUACAGCCUUGGUUACAUCUAGAGGGCAGCUUUUUACGUUUGGUGAUGGUACAUUUGGAGUUUUAGGACAUGGAAACCGCGAAAGUUUUUCGUGUCCAAGGGAGGUAGAGUCUUUAUCAGGGUUGAAAACAAUCGCUGUGGCUUGUGGCGUAUGGCACACUGCAGCUGUUGUAGAAGUUAUAGUUACCCAAUCCAGUUCAAGUAUGUCUUCUGGAAAGCUCUUCACAUGGGGAGAUGGCGACAAACAUCGACUUGGUCAUGGUGACAAGGAACCAAGACUUAAGCCUACGUGUGUGGCUUCACUUAUUGAUUAUGAUUUCUGCAGGAUAGCAUGUGGUCAUAGUCUUACUGUCGGACUGACAACAUCUGGACAGAUUCUGAGCAUGGGUAAUACUGUCUAUGGUCAGCUUGGGAAUCCUCGUUCAGAUGGUAAACUUCCAUGCUUAGUUGAAGAUAUCAUGGGUGAACAUGUUGUCCAAGUUGCAUGUGGUUCCUACCAUGUUGCAGUCUUAACAAAUAAGAGUGAGGUUUUUACAUGGGGAAAGGGGGCCAAUGGAAGACUGGGUCAUGGAGACAUAGAGGACAGGAAAAUACCUACACUGGUUGAAGCAUUGAGAGACAGGGGUGUUAGGCACAUAGCUUGUGGUUCAAACUUCACUUCAGCUAUAUGCCAACACAAAUGGGUUUCUGGAGCUGAGCAGUCGCAAUGUGCCUCAUGCCGGCAACCAUUUGGGUUCACCAGGAAGAGGCAUAAUUGCCAUAAUUGUGGUCUUGUCCAUUGUAAUGCUUGCACCUCACAUAAGGUCCUGAGAGCAGCAUUGGCUCCUAAUCCUGCAAAACCAUACCGUGUUUGCGAUUCAUGUUUUAUGAAAUUGAACAGUGCAGCAUACUCAAGUGCAGUUAAUAAGAAGAAAGAGGCUGUGCCUCGCCACUCUGGUGAAAGCAACAAUGAUGCUAAAUUAGCUAGAGCAAUUGUGCCCAGCAAUUUGGAUAUGAUUAGAAGUUUGGACAGCAAGGCAGCAAAACAAGGGAAGAAAACCGAUGCACUGUCAUUCCUAAGGACUCCCCAAAUGAGUUCACUUCUUCAGCUAAAAGAUAUCGCUUUAUCUGGAGGAAUUGAUAUGAACAAGUCAGUUCCACGAGCAGUUCGCACAUCAGUUCGAUCAUUGAACUCAUCUAGGGCUGUUUCCCCUUUCUCUCGCAAGCCUAGUCCACCACGCUCAACCACACCAGUUCCAACAACUCAUGGUCUUUCAAUCGCUAAAACUGCUGCUGAUAGUCUUGCAAAAACUAAUGAGAUGUUAAGUCAAGAGGUUGAAAGACUCCGUGCACAGGUUGAUAAUCUGAGGCACCGCUGCGAGCUUCAAGAACUUGAGUUGCAGAAAUCAGCAAAGAAAGUACAAGAAGCCAUGUCAAUGGUUUCAGAGGAAUCUGCAAAGUCUAAAGCUGCUAAGGAAGUCAUAAAGUCCCUUACAGCACAGCUCAAGGAUAUGGCUGAAAGACUACCUCCAGAUCAGGGAGCCUAUGAUGGCAGCGAAGCAAAACAAGCGCAUGUUCCAAAUGGCAUUGAGAUGUAUGCUUCUAUUUACACUGGCAUGAAUGGUAUUCAUCAGCCACGAAACGAGUCUAUCAGUGCCGUAAGCACGCCUAGCCUGAACAUCGGACGAUCAUUGCACCCAAAUGGAAUAUCAAAUCAGCAUAAAUCACCAGGAAGUAUUAGUGAAAACAGCGAAGUGAGUGUUCACACCCAUAGGGUUUCAGGUCCUCCUGAAGCUGAAAAUCCGAAUCGAAGGGGACAUAGCAGUAGUGAUGAGAUGCUCAGUGCUAGCAGUAGAGCAGAUGAUAGUAGCAGCAAGGAUGCUAGGUCUCUUUUCAGUGGCGAGGAUGGUUACAAAUCUCGGAGUGCAGUAUCUUUGCCCAGCAACCAAGUUCAGGCUGAGUGGAUUGAGCAGUAUGAACCAGGUGUAUACAUAACACUUACAACUCUUCGUGAUGGCACCCGAGAUCUAAAGCGUGUACGCUUCAGUCGAAGGCGUUUUGGGGAGCAUCAGGCUGAGAGCUGGUGGAACGAGAACCGUGACAAGGUCUACGAGAAGUACAAUGUGAGGAGCUCCGAGCGAGUAUCGUCGGCAUCAUCGAUCCGGUCAGCUCGAUGACCCCCUCCUUCCUACUCACUGCCCAGCAGUGGCCAUCAGAAAACUUGAAGUGGGUGCGCCAAAGCCAAAGUCAGCGUGGCAAGGCGCUGAGUAAUUCUUUUUGCCCGUGUAAUGUGGAUAAUUCUUGUUACUGUUGUGAAAUUGAGUCAGUCAUCCAUCCAAGGGUUCUUUAGGCGCCCUGUUCCGAUGUAAUGUACAUAGGGUUGUGGAACACCAAAACAUGGAGUAGGUGGUGGGCCGGCAGAGGGUGGGGCAGUAGUGUGUUGACUGUUGAGGGGCCAGCCCAGCCCUUUUCUACCCUUUGAAAGCCUUGGCUGUUGUAGCCAAUGCAGCUGUAAAGAAGUGGCAAUUUUUUUUCCUCUCCAAAAAUGCCAUGUGCCACAUUUUGGCCGCCCGUUACAUGUGUACCAUGCUUGUCGAGCUUGA